Messenger RNA from Cryphonectria parasitica EP155, 354 nucleotides. RefSeq lists its product as uncharacterized. The annotation marks the transcript as partial. Gene Ontology annotation, molecular function: RNA polymerase I cis-regulatory region sequence-specific DNA binding. Gene Ontology annotation, cellular component: RNA polymerase I upstream activating factor complex. The transcript has a single exon. Gene Ontology annotation, biological process: nucleolar large rRNA transcription by RNA polymerase I. The record is from RefSeq and is a predicted model, not a curated record. NCBI's taxonomy places the organism in Eukaryota, Fungi, Ascomycota, Sordariomycetes, Diaporthales, Cryphonectriaceae.
UCAUCAGGUCAUCAUCAGCUUGCCGACCCCGUCCUGGCCCCCGAGGAGGUUCUGUUCGCCCGCAAGAACGCACCUCAGCGAUAUGCAGAAAAGGACACCUAUCUCGCUCACGAAGACCUCGUCGACAACGGUCGCGACAUUCUUCCCGAGAGCGAUAUGCUCAAGGCCGUUCACGCAUACACAGGACACUUCUAUGAAGCGAUGGCACAACGCCAUGAAAGAAAAGGCCGUGGGCACAUCCGGCGUGUGGAUGAGCGCAGCAUGGACGAGACUGCUCUACUGGCGUUCGGCAUACUGCUUGAAGAGGCUGCGAGGGACAGCCUGGGAAAGAGCGGGGAUCUUGUGUUCACCGAG